Sipha flava (yellow sugarcane aphid) is the source of this 971-nucleotide messenger RNA. RefSeq names its product ATP-dependent DNA helicase pif1-like. The coding region runs from base 386 to 907 and encodes 173 amino acids. The transcript is spliced from 2 exons. The record is from RefSeq and is a predicted model, not a curated record. Lineage: Eukaryota; Metazoa; Arthropoda; Insecta; Hemiptera; Aphididae.
UUAACUUUUUAAUAAAUGUGUAUAAUUGCAUGGUGUAUUUCUAUCACCGGAAACAUCGAUGAAAAUUUAAACGCCAAUGACAUCGGAACUGCAUGUAUUUUACCUUCAAGCUACAUCGGCAGUCCACGGAGCAUGCAGGAAUACAUACAAGAUGCGAUGACUUAUGUACGUCAUUACGGUCGACCUGAUUUGUUUGUUACAUUUACGUGUAAUCCAAAUUGGGAAGAAAUAAAAAGUUUGUUAUUACCAGGCCAACAAUCAAUACAUCGUCACGAUAUCGUUACACAUCAUAAUUGGCUCUGUAAUCGUGCUAUUUUUGGCAGCAAGAAAUGUUGAUGUGAACGAAAUUAACUUCCAUAUACAACAGAUUUUGCCCGGUGAUUUGAUGUUUUUUAAAUCAAUCGACACAGUUAUUGAUGAAAACGAAAUCGUAAACUUUCCAACUGAAUUUUUGAAUUCUCUGGAUUUGCCAGGAAUGCCACCACACAACCUUCAAUUGAAAAUUGGUUCACCAAUUAUUCUUCUACGUAAUUUAAACCCACCUCAAUUAUGUAACGGUACACGUUUAGUCAUAAAAAAAAUGACCGAAAAUAUUCUUGAAGCAACAAUUUUGUCAGGAAAAUUUAAAGGAGAUAUCAUCCUGUUGCCACGUAUUCCACUGAUAGCGUCGAAAUCUUCAAUACCGUUUAAAAGGCUCCAAUUUCCGAUUUGUUUAGCUUUUGCGAUGACUAUAAAUAAAUCUCAAGGCCAAACAAUGUCUAUUUGCGGUUUGGAUUUGGAAAACACAUGUUUCUCACAUGGACAGCUAUAUGUUGUCUGCUCACGUGUAGGAAAACCAUCAAAUCUCUUCGUGUUAGCGAAAGACAGGUUAACCAGGAAUGUUGUAUACAAAGUAGUACUUAGAUAAUUUUUAGUUUUAAUAAUUUAAUUUAUUUUUGUAUGUUUUUAAUGUAUAUAGUAUUUUUUGUAAG